UCGAUUAGGCAGGAGGCGGCGGCGCGCCGGAGGCGGCCGGAAGUAGCCGAAGCGAGCGGCGGAAGUAGCCGAAGCGGCUAGAGCGGGCGGGCGGCAAGGCGAGGCGAGAGCUGCACAGGGCCCUACGCGGCCGCCUCAGCAUGUCGGACUUCGACGAGUUCGAGCGGCAGCUCAACGAGAAUAAGCAAGAGCGAGACAAGGAGAACCGGCACCGGAAGCGCAGCCACAGCCGCUCACGCAGCCGCGACCGCAAGCGCCGCAGCCGGAGCCGCGACAGGCGCAACCGGGACCAGCGGAGCGCAUCCCGGGACCGGCGGCGGCGAAGCAAACCUUUGACCAGAGGCGCUAAAGAGGAGCACGGUGGAUUGAUUCGCUCCCCCCGCCAUGAGAAGAAGAAGAAGGUCCGCAAAUACUGGGACGUGCCGCCGCCCGGCUUUGAGCACAUCACCCCCAUGCAGUACAAGGCCAUGCAAGCUGCGGGUCAGAUUCCAGCCACCGCCCUCCUCCCCACCAUGACCCCGGACGGCCUGGCUGUGACCCCGACGCCGGUGCCUGUUGUGGGGAGCCAGAUGACCAGACAGGCCCGGCGCCUCUACGUGGGCAACAUCCCCUUCGGCAUCACUGAGGAGGCCAUGAUGGACUUCUUCAACGCCCAGAUGCGCCUGGGGGGGCUGACGCAGGCCCCGGGCAACCCCGUCCUGGCUGUGCAGAUCAACCAGGACAAGAACUUCGCCUUCUUGGAGUUCCGCUCGGUGGACGAGACCACCCAGGCCAUGGCCUUCGACGGCAUCAUCUUCCAGGGCCAGUCGCUGAAGAUCCGCAGGCCUCACGACUACCAGCCCCUGCCCGGCAUGUCGGAGAACCCCUCCGUCUACGUGCCUGUCUGUCCCUUCCUCCUCCCCCCAGGAGUGGUGUCCACGGUGGUCCCGGACUCUGCCCACAAGCUGUUCAUCGGGGGCUUACCCAACUACCUGAACGAUGACCAGGUGAAGGAGCUGCUGACAUCGUUCGGGCCUCUCAAGGCCUUCAACCUGGUCAAGGACAGCGCCACCGGGCUCUCCAAGGGCUACGCCUUCUGUGAGUACGUGGACAUCAACGUCACGGACCAGGCCAUCGCGGGGCUGAACGGGAUGCAGCUGGGGGACAAGAAGCUGCUGGUCCAGAGGGCGAGUGUGGGAGCCAAGAACGCCACGCUGGUGAGCCUCCCGAGCACCAUCAACCAGACGCCCGUGACCCUGCAAGUGCCGGGCCUGAUGAGCUCGCAGGUGCAGAUGGGCGGCCACCCCACGGAGGUGCUGUGCCUCAUGAACAUGGUGCUGCCCGAGGAGCUGCUGGACGACGAGGAGUACGAGGAGAUCGUGGAGGACGUGCGGGACGAGUGCAGCAAGUACGGGCUGGUCAAGUCCAUCGAGAUCCCCCGGCCCGUGGACGGCGUGGAGGUGCCCGGCUGCGGGAAGAUCUUCGUGGAGUUCACCUCUGUGUUUGACUGCCAGAAAGCCAUGCAGGGCCUGACAGGCCGCAAGUUCGCCAACAGAGUGGUUGUCACAAAGUACUGUGACCCCGACUCUUACCACCGCCGGGACUUCUGGUAGAGGCGGCGGGGGUGGGUGGGGCCGGGCUGGCUGGGGGCUACUCCCCCACGCCCCCUCCCUCUUUCCCCCUCCGAAGACGAUGGGCAGAGGAGUGACAGCCGAAUGACAGCCGGCAGCAACUGGAAUGGCAGCAAUUAAGGGUGGGGGGCGGGGCGGGACGGGGACGGGGAAGUGUGCACACGGCCCCCACACACGCACCCACGGACACAGAGGGAAGGGGUCUGGAUGGGAGGGGUGCACGGCAGGGUGGGGUGGGACCCCACAGCCCCUCCCCAAGACCGCCUCUCCUCCCUUACACCCCACCCCUCCCCUUUCCACUGUAGGAACAGCGUGUUUAUAUUUUAUGGCCAAACUUUUGAAUUUUGUUGUCCGGCCCUUUGCCCCCCCCCCCCCCCCCCAGCUCCGCAGCUCCAGCCCUUGGGCCUCUGGCCCUCCCUCGGUUUCUUAACGUAGUUGUUCUCUCCUCCAGCCCCGCGGCCUGCCCCUCCUCCUCUGUGGCGGUUUCAUAUUUGCUAAGACGACUUUGCUCAUUAAACAUUUUGUUGUAUUUUA
This is a messenger RNA of Eptesicus fuscus (big brown bat), 2144 nucleotides long. RefSeq names its product U2 small nuclear RNA auxiliary factor 2 (gene U2AF2). NCBI's taxonomy places the organism in Eukaryota, Metazoa, Chordata, Mammalia, Chiroptera, Vespertilionidae. The record is from RefSeq and is a predicted model, not a curated record. Gene Ontology annotation, biological process: mRNA processing. The transcript has 12 exons. Bases 141 to 1592 code for a protein of 483 amino acids. Gene Ontology annotation, molecular function: pre-mRNA 3'-splice site binding; poly-pyrimidine tract binding. Gene Ontology annotation, cellular component: U2AF complex; nuclear speck; commitment complex.